AUGGACAAUUUAAAUAUACAGCAGGAGACGGAGACGGAGCUCGAUGAGAAAUACCCCAAUCGCCCACAUAACAAGCACCCAACCCUACCAUUUCAUGAACUGUUUACUAGUCUUUUCAAUCCCCUAAAUGAAAACAAGAAAAAGCCAACAGGUUCCACUGUAAUGUGUCGAAAAUUAGGGCCUAGGAGCAAUACUGGCAUGAAAAAUCUUUCACCCCAAGAGUUGCGACGUGAUAUUAUUCAGCGCUUUAUUUCAAGGUGGAGAAAUGAAGUUGGAGAUGACAUCUAUCCCGCCUUUCGUUUAAUCAUCCCCGAGAAAGACCGGGAUCGUGCAAUGUAUGGCCUUAAGGAGAAAACCAUCGGAAAAUUGUUUGUUAAGAUUAUGAAAAUUGAUAAAAAUUCCGAAGAUGGUUUUAGUUUACUGAAUUGGAAAUUGCCCAGCCAAAGUAUGGCUAGUCGAAUGGCUGGAGAUUUUGCUGGCCGUUGCUAUGAGGUAAUCUCGAAGCGACCUAUGAAAUCAGAUGUGGGCACUAUGACGAUUCAAGAUGUCAAUGACAAACUUGACAGGCUGGCUGCGGCAAGCAAAGAAGAUGAACAGUUUCUCGUUUUAGAAGAAUUUUAUCGAAAAAUGAAUCCCGAAGAGUUGAUGUGGCUUGUCAGGAUCAUUCUCCUCCAAAUGAAAGUCGGUGCUACGGAGCGCACUUUUUUCGAAAUUUGGCAUCCAGAUGCCGAGAGCCUGUACAGCAUAUCGAGUAGUCUUCGGCGCGUUUGCUGGGAGCUACAUGAUCCAAAUGUUCGGCUUGAAGCCAACGAAGCGACCGUAACUCUUAUGCAAUGCUUUCAGCCCCAGCUAGCUCAAUUUCAAAUGCACUCAUUCCAGCGAAUGAUUGACAAAAUGAGGUUAUCUCCCGAAGAUCCCACCUUUUGGAUUGAAGAGAAGCUAGAUGGAGAGAGAAUGCAGCUGCAUAUGGCUUCGGAUGAAUCAAUACCUGGUGGUAAACGAUUCAGAUUUUGGUCUCGCAAAGCUAAGGAUUAUACCUAUCUCUAUGGAAAUGGGUUGUUUGACAAAAAUGGUGCAUUAACGAGACACCUCCUAAACGCUUUUACAGAUGGUGUUGUAAACAUCAUCCUGGAUGGUGAAAUGAUUACCUGGGACCCAGAGCAAGAUGCACCGGUGCCUUUCGGUACACUUAAAACUGCUGCGCUAUCAGAGCAGAGAAAUCCAUUUUCGGCCACGGGACACAGGCCACUGUUUCGAAUAUUUGACAUACUCUAUUUAAAUGACAAAGCAUUGACGAGAUAUACGUUGCAAGACAGGAGAAAAGCCCUUGAAGCGAGUAUAAACCCCGUUCAUCGUCGUUUUGAAAUUCAUACCUAUGAGGUGGGCCAUUCUGCAGCUGAUAUAGAACCUCAACUCCGCAAAGUAGUCGCCGAAGCAUCCGAGGGGCUCGUUCUAAAAAAUCCAAAUUCGCCUUAUCGACUAAACGAGCGACAUGAUGAUUGGAUGAAAGUGAAGCCUGAUUAUAUGACAGAAUUCGGUGAGUCGCUAGACUGUGUUGUUGUGGGUGGCUACUUCGGGUCGGGGAAAAGAGGUGGCGCUUUGGCGACAUUCCUCUGUGGCCUGAGAGUCGACGAAAGCCAGGUACGGCAAGGCGCAAAUCCAAUGAAAUGCUACUCAUUUUGCAAGGUGGGCGGGGGGUUUACAGCCGCUGAUUAUGCGAAUAUUCGUCAUCAUACUGAUGGUAAAUGGAAAGAUUGGGACUCUAAAAACCCUCCAAAGGAGUUUCUCGAGCUGGCUGGCGGUGACGCACAGUAUGAACGCCCUGAUGUAUGGAUUAGACCUGAUGAUUCUGUCGUUUUAUGUGUAAAAGCAGCAGCAGUCACCCCAAGCGAUCAGUUUCGCUUGGGCCUGACAGUUCGAUUUCCUCGGUUCAAACGUCUACGAAUGGAUAAAGACUGGCGUAGUGCUUUAUCUAUUCAAGAAUUCAUGGACUUAAAAGCAAAUGCUGAACGAGAGCAACAAGAAAAGGAGUUUCGAAUUGAUAACUCUCGCAGAAAACGCCCCAAAAGAGCAACAAAAAAACCACUUAUCAUUGCCGGUUAUGUUGAAGAUGAACUGGCCACAUACAGUGGACCCUCAGGCCAUGUUUUUGACAGAAUGAACUUUUUUGUAAUGACAGAUGCCCUUGAGCCAAAAAAAGUGCCAAAAGUCGAACUCGAGCAGCUAAUUAAAGCAAAUGGCGGGAAAAUUUACCAAACCAACACUGCAGCACCCAAUACAGUUUGUAUUGCAGAAAGAAGAACAGUUAAAGUGGCUUCUGUGCAAAAAACGGCAAAAGAAAAUAUAAUUCGCCCGUUGUGGCUGUUUGACUGCCUCAAACAGAACGAGGUGGACAGGGGAUUACCCGAUUUAUUGAUGCCGUUAGAGCCGAGGCAUAUGUAUUAUAUAUUAAAAGACCGAGAGCAGGAGGUAGCCGAAAAUGUCGAUAGGUUUUUGGACAGCUACGCCCGAGAUACUUCAACGCCCGAGCUCAAAAAGCUCCUGGAUUCAAUGCCUCGUCUCAAGAACCCUUCAACAGACCGCAGCUCGAAACUUGAGGAUCAAGUCAAGUCUCGAUUCGGUCUGGAAAUUUCGUCCCAUGAAUUGCCAUGUUGGCUUUUCCAAAAUUGUGUCCUUUUUUUUUCAAAAUACAAUUUAGCAACAGCGUCCGCCCCCUUACUUGACAUACAGCUCGCACUUAAUCUUACGAGGUUUGCAGGGGCUGUCACAGCAGAAAGAUUGGAGGAUAGCGCCGUCACCCACGUUGUCACUGAUCAUCGUACAACUUCAAGAGACAUAUCCUCAUUACGGUCAACAAUAUCGAAGAAGGUAGGAAAUCGGAUACCCCAUCUUGUAACAAUCGAUUGGGUAAAUGAAAGCUGGAAGGAGAAGACCCUGCUAGACGAGCAGCGCUGA
Ophidiomyces ophidiicola is the source of this 2955-nucleotide messenger RNA. It is a transcript of the gene LIG4, whose product is annotated as DNA ligase (ATP). The record is from RefSeq and is a predicted model, not a curated record. NCBI's taxonomy places the organism in Eukaryota, Fungi, Ascomycota, Eurotiomycetes, Onygenales, Onygenaceae. The transcript is spliced from 7 exons. Gene Ontology annotation, cellular component: DNA ligase IV complex. Bases 1 to 2955 code for a protein of 984 amino acids. Gene Ontology annotation, molecular function: DNA binding; ATP binding; DNA ligase (ATP) activity. Gene Ontology annotation, biological process: DNA biosynthetic process; DNA recombination; nucleotide-excision repair, DNA gap filling.